Diprion similis is the source of this 1187-nucleotide messenger RNA. RefSeq lists its product as uncharacterized. Bases 533 to 1108 code for a protein of 191 amino acids. The record is from RefSeq and is a predicted model, not a curated record. NCBI's taxonomy places the organism in Eukaryota, Metazoa, Arthropoda, Insecta, Hymenoptera, Diprionidae. The transcript has 2 exons.
AGGUAAAAAAUUCUUCAAGAAACUGGUAAAGAUUGACUAACGAACGUUCCCAGUGCAAUAUAUCACGACUGUUAUUUUGGUCUCUGUUUUUGUGCAUCAUUUAAUAUAUUGCUUAUCUUGUUUGGACUAUACCCAAAAGCAUAAUAAUUAUAAUACACGAUAUGUUAUUCCACCAUGAUCCCAUUGCCUGAUAAUGACCUGUUCGUAUUUUUGUCAUUUGCUUUUUCUCAGUACUAGUUAGCCUUGAAGCUCUACAGGCUCCAUGGUAUAACGGUAUAUUAGAUUACUCUACAGAAAACCUCUCAGUGUAACUACCGCUGCAGUGCCAACCUGCCAACUCAACUAACCAGCAAAGCUCUAAAGUGACGAAAAAUAAUAAAUAUCAAUACAGAUUAAUCCUCAGUCGUUUGUUCAAUCUAAUUCGCUUAUUCUUAAGUUUUUCCCACGCUGGUCAUAAAUAUUCUAUAAUUAAAACAAAUAAGUGUUCCUCAGGAAAAACCCAAAUUUUCUUUGGAGUUAACUCUUUUUAAAUAUGGUGUGGCUAUUAUUGGGAUAUUUAACGGUGAUAUUCACGAUGGGAACAUUAGGUCAAGAUAUCAUGUUCCCAGGCCAGGAUAAUAAUCAAGAGGUGUUGAGUGGUAACAAUGCAACGAAGAUAACCGAGCGCAUUCCACUUGACAUAAAAGGUCAAUGUCCUGAAAACAUGCUUCUGUAUCCAGGAGACGGACCUGGAAGCGCCUGGGAGUGUGAUUGCAUAUCUGGCUAUCUCUACUUUCCGAUCAAUAAUUCAUGCUAUCCUGCGUACAGACAGGGCCCUUGCCCGCUCGAGAAUUACGCUGUUCUGCCACAAGGAGAAGUAAUCCCGAAAUGUGAACGGAAUCCCUGCAAGCAGGAUGGCUUGGUGUCUUACAAUAAUACGUGUUACGAGUUGAUGAAAGUAGGGGGACCGUGUCCUCCAAACGAAGUUAUAAUUGUCAACGAAACUACAUUUCAAUUGGAAUGUGUAUCGACAAGUGUUGGUCCGAAUAUUAUAAUAGACGCACCAUUGAAACUGUGCCCCGCAGGGAGUCGUAGGAAUGCGUCCGGCAAUUGCAGGAAAUCAAUUUAAGUCAUUUACGUUUUGUUAAUCAUCUGUCACGUUUAUUGCAUUAUCAAAUACAUCGUGAAUAUCAAAUAUCUACACAAAA